Mauremys mutica (yellowpond turtle) is the source of this 6339-nucleotide messenger RNA. RefSeq names its product TOG array regulator of axonemal microtubules 1 (gene TOGARAM1). Gene Ontology annotation, cellular component: cilium; cytoplasmic microtubule. Bases 1 to 5397 code for a protein of 1798 amino acids. Gene Ontology annotation, biological process: microtubule cytoskeleton organization. Lineage: Eukaryota; Metazoa; Chordata; Testudines; Geoemydidae. The transcript is spliced from 23 exons. Gene Ontology annotation, molecular function: microtubule binding. The record is from RefSeq and is a predicted model, not a curated record.
AUGAGGGCGAGAGGCCGGGACGAGACCAAAGCCCGCGGCGGCAGCAGUAGGCCCCGUCGCCUCCUGUCAGACACCAACACACAGAGGCCUUACGUCACUUCCGGGCACCCAAACCCGCGGCUCUGGAGCGUUGCCUUCCCAACGGCCAUUUCGCAGCUGCUGCUCCGCCCCCGGCGGGGCCCCGAGCCCGGCCCGGCGCUGCCCGCGCUGUCGGGGCCCGGCGGCGAGGAGGGGCCGGAGCCGGGGCCGGGCGAGCUGCCGCUGGCCGAGCUGGUGCGGGGCCUGCGCGGGGCCAGCCCGGCGCUGCGCGGGGAGGCGCUGCGGGACCUGCGCCGCCGCCUCCUCCUCGCCCGCCCGGGGCCCGGCGCCCGGGCGCUGCGGGCGCUGGUGGAGCACGGGCUGGAGAGCGCCGAGCCCGCGCUGCGCACCGCCACCGCGCUGCUGCUGCCCGCGCUGCUCGGGCCGCCGCUGCCCCGCGGCCUGGACCUGGGCGAGCUCACCCUCAGCCUGGCCCGGAAGCUGGGCGCGCCGGCCCGGCCCGGGGGCGGCCCGGGGGAGGAGGCGGCCGCCGCCUUCAGCAGCCUCCGGCAGCUGGGCGAGAGCCUGGGGAGCGAGCGCUUCCACGGCUACCUGGGCCGCCUGCCCGCCGCCCUGCGCGGCCACUACCACCGCCUGCUGGAGGCCCGGCUCGGCGAGGACCUGGGCGGCGGCGGCGGCGGCGGGGACACCUCGGGGCCCCGGCCCACGGAGCAGGAUCCCCUGAGCACCGACCUCAAGUUCGGGCUGAUCCCUCAGGAGCUGCACGGCCGCCUGCUGGACCAGGAGGAUUACAAGAACCGCACCCAGGCUGUGGAGGAGCUCAAGCAGGUGCUGAGAGAUGCCUCCCCUGCCUGCCUGGCCUCCACGCCCGCCCCCAGCCUGCUGGGGCUCAUCAGCUUCCUCUACACCCUUCUGGAUGACUCCAACUUCAAGGUGGUGCAUGGCACCUUGGAGGUGCUGCACCUGCUGGCCCUGCGCCUGGGCGAGCAGGUUCAGGCCUACCUGGGACCCUUAGUGUCGGCCGCUGCCAAGGUGCUGGGUGACAACAAGCUGGCCAUCCGGCAGGAGUAUAAUCAGCUCUUCUGGCGCUUGAUGAAGGCGGUGGGUCCCCAGCAGGUACUGUGCCUGCUACUGCAGCCAGAGCAUCUACAGCACAAGAACUCCAAAGUCAGGGAGGAGGUGGUGAACAUCUGCAUUGGGUCCCUGCUCACAUACCCUAGUGAGGACUUUGACUUGCCCAAGCUGGCGUUUGGGUUGGCACCAGCCCUGGUGGACAGUAAGCGGCGGGUCCGCCACGCUGCCCUGGAGGCCUUUGCGGUGUUGGCCUCUUCCAUGGGCUCAGGCAAAACCAGUCUCCUCUUUAAGGCUGUGGAUGCUGUGGAAUUGCAGGACAAUGGGGAUGGAGUGAUGCACGCUGUACAGGCCAGGCUGGCCAGGAAAACCUUGCCUAAGCUAACAGACCAGGGGUUUGUGGAGUAUGCUGUGCCCAUGCCAUCCUCUGCCCAUGGCAGGGGGGUCCAUCUGCCCUAUGGAGCAGACACAGAUUGGUUGCUGGCAGGCAACAGGACUCAGAGUGCACACAGUUACUGCGGGGAUCACACAAGGGAUGCUACACAAAACUAUGGCUCUCAUAGCCCCUAUACUGAUCAAGGGAUAUGUCCCAGAAGGGUUUUAAGUGCAGGUAAAGGAAAAAACAAACUGCCUUGGGAAAAUGAGCGAGCUGGAGGCACAGGAGGCUGUUCAGGAAACCAGACAUCUUUUACAAAGGGCGUAGAGCAGUUCUGUCCAUACAAUGAUUUCCUUCAUUCUCCAAAAUUAAGAUCUUCUCAAGGAAUGCCAGUCAGUGGUGAUUUAUUUUUUAGCAGAAAAAAAGCUUCAAGGAAUUUAUUUCAGAAUAGUUUAGAUCUUAACUCUGAGCAUUCUGCUGUUUGUCCUGGUGGUGUGGGCUCUCAUCAACCACAUAUUUCAGGGAAAUGUGGACCACUUGGAUACUCUCAGAUACGUGGAAAGAGUGGUAGUGUGGGUUCUGAUUUACAACUUUUAGGAUUAAAUAACCAUCGGCAAGAUAAAGUUUGUGCCAGCCUAAAUUUUACCAAGACCCAACGAACUUUUUGCAGUCCAGCAGAGCGUACUUUGUCCUUUCCAAGUUCUAACACAAGCCAAGGGGCCUUCAUUCUUCCAUCUUAUCCACUCUCAUCACCUAGAAACAGUCCAAAGCACACCUCCCCUCCUGCUGAAUCUCCAAAGAAGUCUCAAGAUCAUGCUGUUAGCUUUUCAAAUUCCUGGCCUCUUAAGAGCUUUGAAGGGUUUCCCAAGCCAAGUCCUCAGAAGAUGCUUCUCAAUCAAAAGUCAGGAGACAAUGCAGGGGAAAAUUCACAGGAGAAGCAUUCUCCAAUUCAGCUUAAACCAGCCUUGGUGAGAUCGCCAGCUUCACGGAGAGGAUUGAAUGGGACCAAACCUGUCCCCCCAAUACCAAGGGGGGCAAGCCCGUUGCCUGAUAAAUCUGAAUUAAACACAGCGGGACAGAAAAAUGAAGUGUCUGAUGAUAUUUGGAAGAGUGAAAAAGACAAGAAACUUGCAGUUGAUCUUUCAGAAUUAAAUGUCCAUGAUAAGGAGUCAGACCAGGAAGAGAUGCAGAGUUCACUUAGGUCUCUCCGUAAUAGUGCAGCUAAGAAGAGGGCAAAACUGAGUGGCAGCACUUCAGAUCUCGAGAGCCCCGAUUCGGCGCUUAAACUUGAUCUGACUAUGGAUUUCCCUUCCCGCACUUCCUCUCCAAAUGUGAGCUCUUACAGUGAAAGUGGAGUUUACAGUCAGGAAUCUUUGACUUCGCCAGUGUCCACAACCCCUCAGGGAAAGAUAACCAGUUCAGAAAUCUUUCCUCUACUUGGAUGCAAAUCACGUCCAGCAAGACUGUCUUCAGCAAGGAAUAGAAGUACUAAUGUAGAACAGAACUCCAGUACAGGGAUAACAUUUCAUGAUAAAGCAACCUCUAAUGUGAGCAUAAUUGGCCAACGUCUGAACUAUGGAAAUGGAUCUGGUGAUUAUGAAGAUGACAAGCAGAGAGAAGUAUCACCUUGUGUUUUUAAAGGUCAGAACAAAGAGCAUCAAAGGCAUUGUAAACCUACAAAAGGAUUUACAGGGUCAACUUCUAGUUUACAGCAAAUUAACAACCUAGACUUCAUUUCACCGAGUGCCCUGUCUGAAGAUUCUGUAGUAAUUGUUGGAAAAGGUGUUUUUGGAAGCCCCCCAUCUGCUUCAUUAACAUACAGCCAGUCCAUGAUAUCGUGUGUGGAGAACGGAGAUGUCCUUUCUCUCAAACAAGGCGUUGAGCCUCUCUCAGGGAUCUAUGGGAGAGCUGUCCAGCAGAACAGUGCACCUUUCCUUGAUACUGAACAUGAGAAAGAUAUGAAAGUUGCCAUGUCAAAAUCUGCCCGGGAUAAGAUGAGGCAGAAGAAGAAAGAAGAAAAAGAACAGAGUCAUAAAGAACAUCCGGAAGUCAAUGAUGUUGAAAAAAAGGAACAAAAUCCCUGGGAACGACUUAAACAUAGUGAACCAGAGAAAAUGGCAACAGAAAGUCCAAGUUUUUAUGGAGAUGUGUUAAUAACAUCCAAGAAUGAGUCUUUAUCUUUAGAAGAUGUUGCCUUCAGUACUUCACUAAAAAGAACAUCCAGUUUAAAGAAGACACAGUCUUCAGUCUUGCUAGAUUCAGAUGAAACAUCUGGACUGCGAGGGCAGCAUAAGGAUCGGACCCCAUCAGUCACACAUAGUCCAGAGAUAAUGGAUCCGUCAGAGUUGCGACCCUUUUCAAAACCUGAAACAGCACUGACAGAAGCAUUGCGACUUUUAGCUGAUGAUGACUGGGAGAAGAAGAUCGAAGGACUGAACUUUGUUCGAUGUUUGUCUGCCUACCAUGCUGAUGUGUUGACUGGAAAGCUGCAUGAAACAAGUCUGGCUGUAGUUCAAGAGGUGAAGAAUUUACGCUCAGGCGUUUCCCGAGCUGCUGUAGUCUGUUUAGGGGAUUUGUUCACCUACCUGAAAAAGAGCAUGGAUCAAGAACUAGACAGUACUGUAAAAGUCCUAUUGCACAAAGCCGGGGAAUCCAACACCUUUAUAAGGGAAGACGUAGACAAAGCAUUGAAGGCUAUGGUUAAUAAUGUGACUCCAGCACGUGCACUUUGUUCUCUUAUAAAUGGAGGUCAAAGUCAUUUGCACACUGCAGUGAGAAGAUGCACAGCCCAGCACUUAUCAGAUGUGGUGGAACGAAUGGGACCGGGACGGAUAUUAUCUGGAAUUAAGGAUGUUACUGACAGGAUUUUACCUGCCGUAGCCAAGUUUGCGCAGGAUGGCUCACAAGAAACAAGGUACUAUGGUCGAAAGAUGCUCUUCAGUAUGAUGACUCACCCAGACUUUGACAAAAUGCUUGAAAAGUAUGUGCCGUCUAAGGAUUUACCUUACAUUAAGGAGUCUGUCACCAGUCUACGUCAAAAGGGCCUAGGAGAGAUGCCUCUAGACACACCGUCAGCCAAAGGAAGACGUUCUCAUACUGGCAGCAUUGGACAUUCAAGGUCAUCAUCCAUUUCGAGAGAUGCUCUCAAUAUCACUGAAAGAGAGAUUACAGAAGCACGUGAAAUUACAAGAAAACCAGUUGCUCGUAAUUCACUAGAAAGUGCAGAAUAUGUUAAGGUCAUUACAAGCUUACUGAAUGCAAAAGACUUCCGGGACAGAAUUAAUGGAAUUAAACAACUGUUAUCAGACACAGAGAACAAUCAAGACCUUGUUGUUGCGAACAUUGUGAAGAUCUUUGACGCUUUCAAGUCUCGCUUACAUGACUCCAACAGCAAAGUAAAUCAGGUAGCUCUAGAGACAAUGUACAAGAUGAUUCCUUUGCUGAAAGAUAACUUAUCACCUGUUAUCAACAUGUUGAUUCCAGCCAUGGUAGACAACAACCUGAACUCCAAGAAUCCAGGGAUCUAUGCUGCUGCCACAAAUGUUAUUCAAGCUCUUUGUCAACAUUUAGAUAAUUACUUGCUUCUCCAACCAUUCUGCACAAAGGCCCAGUUUUUGAAUGGAAAAGCAAAACAAGACAUGACUGAAAAGCUUGCUGAUCUUGUUAUGGAGCUGUACCCACGGAAGCCUCAUGCUAUAGAGCAGAAAGUUUUAGUUGUCCUGUGGCAUCUCUUAGGAAACAUGACAAACAGUGGCUCGCUGCCUGGAGCUGGAGGAAAUAUUCGGACAGCUACAGCUAAAUUAUCAAAAGCACUUUUUGCACAAAUGGGUCAAAGCCUGUUAAUCCAGGCUGCAUCUCAACCACCACACAUUAAAAAGAAUUUAGAAGAAUUUCUUGAUAUAGCUACCUAAAAUAAACGGUGUGUGUGUAGAUCAAUCAAUACAUACACUAUACGACAGACUGAUAACUGUUUACAUGAAGACAAGUCAAACAAUUCUAAAGUUGCUUUUUCACAGUGCCUGCACUUUCAUGUAGAAAACUAGAAUGGCUGCCUUUAUUGACAACCUGUAGAGCACCUCACUGUCCUGUACCAGCACAUGUACACCAAAUCAGUAUAACACUCACAAACUGUCCUCACCAGUGUUGCUUGCAGGCCACAUGGAAGUAUCUAAGGUCUUUAAAGAGAAGUCAGUCCUGCUCAUUUGCACUCUUCUUUAGAAAUUACAGCACAGUACCCUGUAUGUAAUAAUAGAUAUGAAAUUUGUAAUGAAUAAUAUACUUUUUAUUAUGUAAUCAUGUUCUGACAUGUUUUCUCACUUAGCCUUACUUAUGUAAGUGGAAAAAAUCCUUGAGUGAUGUAUAUGGUACCAAGAACAGGGGUUUGCGUGACAUUUGUGAAAAAUAUGUAUUUCUUAAAUCAGUCCACUUAUGAUUGUGCAGUAUUAGCUUGCUAUUGCUCCUGUUACAUUGAUGUAACAUUCGUUUGACAGUUGGGCAUAAUCAGCUGCACAGAUGUAAAAUUUUAACAGGUUAUAAUGAAGCAUGAUGACAAAAAAUUUAGGAAAUGAAUAAUUUUUACAGAUUUUGAAAUACACAUUUAUCUUAUAAAAAAAAAAAAAAUUCCAGGUGGUGAAUGUAACUUCUGUAGUUUUGUUUAAAAACACUAAAUUUAAUCUUUAUCUGUCAAAUAUUUAUAAAGGUGUUAUCUCUCAGCCCAGGUGUGUAAUUCUCAACAACAUAGUGCCAGGUCUUCAAUAGCUUUUUUCAGAGUUCUCCGGCUACAAGUACUGUACUCAUUUUAAAAAGAAAAAGGAAUGUUAUAAAAAAUAAAUGGAUUUAUUUCUGUAAAAUUG